Homalodisca vitripennis (glassy-winged sharpshooter) is the source of this 2276-nucleotide messenger RNA. RefSeq lists its product as uncharacterized. The transcript is spliced from 2 exons. NCBI's taxonomy places the organism in Eukaryota, Metazoa, Arthropoda, Insecta, Hemiptera, Cicadellidae. Bases 598 to 2121 code for a protein of 507 amino acids. The record is from RefSeq and is a predicted model, not a curated record.
AAGAACUCUAUACUUCAAGUACACACUACACAAACACCUGUCAAGUUCAUGUAAACAAGACAUUCGUAACUAACAGGACUCACACACAUACUACCAUGGCUUAUCCUUAUCCCUACUUCUUCCCUGAUCCGGUCGAUGGAUUUUAUAAUCAGGCGUCUCCCCCAGAACCUAACCCAGACUGGAUAGACCCUGUAGAAGUGAACAAAACCUACUUGAACAAUAUUAAAAAAGACUGCGUUAUGGAGGAGUUCAAAGGAUUAAAGGAAGAGAACCUGUACUUGCUCGAGGUAUUUGUUGAGGAAGUAGAAAUAAGGAAUGAUAUCAGUGAAAGUAAAGAGGACAAAGAAACUAAUAAUCCAGACAUAACUAUUAAAGUGAAAAUUUUAAAUCUACCAUUUAUGGACACCAGUGAGUCAGACACAGCGAAGUUACCUGAAUCAAAUGACGGACCUAAGUUUACUGCACUACUAGAAACCAUUUAUAACGCGUCUGGUCGUCACGUAAGUUUUGCUUCAGAGUGGGGCGAAGAACAGACAGGUGUGGGAAGAAGAAACUGACAAUGCACAGAGAGGGGAGAAUGAAAAGGACCAGAACGAAAUGAGUGAAAAAGAUAAGCAAAGCAAAAUCGAAAAAGAAAGGAAAGUUUUGGUUGAAAAAGCCGAGAAAGUCCCAAAAUCUGUAAAAAUUGAACAGUCUCCAAAAGGCUCAUCAAUAAAGAUCAUGAAAGGUCAAAGUGCGUUGUUCACCAUGACUGGACUUGCUAUGAUCCAAAACCUUCAGGGUCACCCCGUACUUGUUAAGGCAACUCGAAAUGAUACCAAAAACGAAGAUUAUAACAUAGAAGGGGAUAUCCUGGGGUCUACAUCAGUAAGAGUUCCAGACGAUUUUCGUCUUGCAGUACUUCGAUCAUCUCUACCAGAUAGCAUAUUGCCCUACCUGGCUGUGAAGUCUGACAAGUACCAGCUACGUGACGCGCAGGAUGAAGAGGUGGGAAUUGUUCACCUCACAAUAGCCCUGAGCAGCUUUGGAAAAGUUAUAGUCAACAGUGUGAAACAAACUGGCGAAGAUGAAUACGAGUUUGAUAACACUCUUUUAUUCAAAUCAAUGAAAAAAUCCCCGGAAAACAUUUUGCCCGUGAAUCCAGAAUUUGCAAAAAUAGUUAUCCAAAUGGGUCUCCCUAAUAUAAGAUCUGAUACGAGUACUGAAAUAUUAAAGUCCUGUGUGACCAAAAAUUUAAUUGAUAUAGAUCCAGAAUCGAAAAAGCAGAUGUUAGAAGGAAGUUCCUGUGAAUGGUUUGACAUGGUAAAACAGUCACAAGGAAAUAGAAGUUCUUAUUCUAAAGAAAUGAGGGGCGAUAACUCUAACUAUCCGUGUUGUAAGGACAAACCGAGUUACGGUGAAAGAAUGUUGGAAGAUGCUCAGUCUAAACACAUUGGUGACAAACAUAAGGAAAAGGAUUAUAAGAGUAAAGAAAAGGAUGAAAAGAGUAAAGGAAAGAACAAACGGAAAUCACACGAAAAAACAAAUAGAAAAUUACUUUCCAAUGAAUCCACAGGGUACACCCACCCGACCACUUUGAAUUUUUCAGAAAGGCUGUCAAAACUAAAUAAAGGCAGACUGAAUACAGUAUCUGAAAUUAUGAAUCACUGUUACUCUAAGAAAUAUCUUAAAGCAGAUCCAAACUUAAUAAACCAAGAAAGCUUACCAGAAUUCAACUGGUUCUCCGAGGUAAAGCGGACAAGUACACUUCCACAAAGUACAUUUGAUUACAAAGAAACUGACGACUGGGCGGAAAUAGUAAAACUGACUACGUCUUUAAGAUCCUCCGAUAACAAGUCAUAUAAUGCAUCGAAGCCAGGACAGAAAAAAUUUGAAAUAGAUCCACAAGUCUGUAAAUGCCUCAUUCGGUCGGAAAAGACUCGACUAAAAUGUCCCCGGAUUACGGCGAAAUUAAAGAAGAUUAAUCUAGGCAAAACAGAGGAUGAUUUUUCAGUUUUAUGGGUGCGACAUAAAAAAAUAUGUAGAGAUUUGAAACGAAAAUGUGAAAUUACGGAUCAGAAAAAACCUAGUAUUUAUGACAGAUUGGAAGAACUAAGAAUUAAAACCGAUGAGAAACAAUGAGGAAAGUGAAGAUAAGCCGUUAGAAGAUACAGAAAUUAAAAACACUAAUGACCCUCGGCCAUCGAUGACUUCAAAAUCCUCUAAGAAAUCUAAAAGAAAGAGUUUGUAAAAAGUUUUUAUUGUUUCGUUAUAAAACACAGAUAAUUUUAUUCAUA